Lampris incognitus (smalleye Pacific opah) is the source of this 1897-nucleotide messenger RNA. It is a transcript of the gene ints14, whose product is annotated as integrator complex subunit 14. Gene Ontology annotation, cellular component: integrator complex. The coding region runs from base 348 to 1886 and encodes 512 amino acids. Gene Ontology annotation, biological process: snRNA 3'-end processing. NCBI's taxonomy places the organism in Eukaryota, Metazoa, Chordata, Actinopteri, Lampriformes, Lampridae. The record is from RefSeq and is a predicted model, not a curated record. The transcript is spliced from 12 exons.
CACACACACAGCCGUCACAGUACGUCGAUGGGCAUGUGGGAUUUGUUUUGUACGCCGAACAGUCAGCGUUGACUUUCGCUUCAGUCUUAGUUGUGGUAUAACCUGUGUUUGUUUAAGACACUAAACGUCUCUUACUUUGGGUCUCUUCUGUUUGGGGAACCCGGAGGCUUCGCGAUGCCGUCUUACUCGGAGGCGUCACGAUGCUAUCCGAAGCUCCCGGCGCUAACUAGACACCAACUCAGCGUUUAGCCGCCGCACAGCUUGUCGUUCUCGGUUUAGACGUUUUCUCAGGUUAAGUCAAGUGAAGCUUGAAAGGUCUGGUUUGCCAAAAUAACGAGGCGUGAAGGAUGCCGACGGUGGUCUUGAUGGACGUGUCGCUGUCCAUGACACGACCUGUGUCACUGGAGGGCAGCGAGGAGUUCCAGAGGAAAAACCUGGCCGUCCAUGGUCUCACUAUGCUGUUUGAACACAUGGCCGCAAACUACCGCUUGGAGUUUACUGCACUGGUUGCCUUCUCCUCUCUCUGGGAGCUCUCGGUCCCUUUCACCAGAGAUUAUAACGCACUACAGGAGGCCCUGAGUAACCUGGAAGACUAUGACAAAACAUGUAUUGAAGCAGCUCUUAAUGGAGUCAGCAACAUAGUGCAGCAGGAAUGGGGCAGUGCUUGUCCAUGUCAGGUGGUACUGGUGACAGAUGGAUCUCUUGGUAUUGGAAAAGGUUCCCUGCGUCAUUCCCUUCAGACACUGAAGCAUCGCGGGGAUGACAAAAAGUUCCCGCUCCCUUUUCCUUUUCCAGCCAAGAUGUUCAUUUUGUGUGUUGCCAAUGCAGAAGAGUUACAGUCGACAGACGCCAUGAACAACCUGGAGGAACUUCUUCGUAUCAAUGGAGGAGAUGGACAGAUCUUCACUAUGGAAGGACCGCUGUGCCUGAAAAGUGUGCAGGGCAUGUUUGGGAGGCUGAUUGACCAGGCAUACUCCCCCUUCCAUGCUGUCCUCCACUGCGGGAACCUGUCAUCGGAUGUUCAGGUCUUUCCUCGGCCUGAGCCUGUAGUAGUGGAUGAAGAGGUUGAGCCCAUGCCAAGAACAGUCAGCACAGAUUUGGAGAUUAUGGGCUUCAUUGAGAUAGGCGACAUUGCCAGCCCCCCUGUUAUAUCCAGGCACUUAGUGCUGCCUAUUGCUGUGAGCAAAGAGGUAGAUGAAGUUGGCACAGGAACCACAGACGAACCUGAGGAGGAGGCCUCAGCCAGCCAGAUGGCAGGAAAGAGUCCAAAUUUCUGUGUUCUUUUACAUGGCAGUCUGAAAGUAGAAGGCAUGGUGGCACUGGUGCAGCUAGGGUCAGAUUGGUUUGGUAUGCUGUACUCUCAGGCAGACAGCAAGAAGAAGUCUAAUCUGAUGAUGUCUAUAUUUGAUCCUGGUCCAGAGCCCUUACCUUGGCUGGGAAAGAUCUCACAGCUAGGACCAAUCUCAGAGGCAGCUGAAAAUCCUUAUGGAGAGGAUGACAGUAAGAGUCCGUUCCCUGUGCAGCCCCAGAUCAAACGCAGCUAUGCCCAGAAUGUCACCGUGUGGAUCAAGGCCAGUGGGCUACAGACUGAUGUACAGAAGAUCCUAAGGAAUGCAAGGAAACUGCCAGAGAAGACGCAAACCUUUUAUAAGGAGCUGAACCGUCUGCGGAAGGCCGCCUUGGCUUUCGGUUUCUGGGAGCUCCUGAAAGGGGUGGCCGAGCUGCUGGAGAGAGAGUGCACGCUGCUGCCAGACUCAGCCCACCCGGAUGCCGCCUUUCAGCUCUCCCAUGCCGCCCAGCAGCUCAAACUGGCUAGCACCGGUGACUGCCAGUACUCUGCUUUUGGUCACAACAUUGUUCCCAUGCACACAGACUUCUCAAGUUGAGCCUCAGCCGA